AUGGCGACGCUGGCGGCGAACGGAGGCGGCGGUGGUGCGCGCCCGGGCGUGGCGCCCGGGAGGCAGAAGCAGUCGGAGUGGACCGGGGUGCGGCCCCGGCAGGGGGGCCGGUGGGCGGCGGAGAUCCGCGUGCCCAACACCCGCGAGAAGCUGUGGAUCGGCACGUUCGAGAGCCCCCGCCUGGCGGCGCUCGCCUACGACGCCGCCGUCUUCUGCUUCUACGGCGAGCGCCUGCCCAAGACCCGCAGGCUCAACUUCCCCGUCGCGCCGACCCCAGAACUCCCCGGCAUCGUGCGCGCCCGCCUCACCGUCGGCAACGUGAAGGCCAUCGCCGAGCAGCACGCCCGCACCGUCGACGCCCUCCUUCCGCCGCCGGGGUUCGCCGCGGCUGCACCUCUGGUGGUGGCGGCGGCGGCGCCGGUGGAGGCCGCGCCUGCUACUUACCAUGGCGUCCCGACCGCCAUGGCUGAUAACAACCUCGUGGCAGGUGCUGCUGAUGACAGCCAAUUCUCCUUCGACGCCGACGUGAUCGCCGGUCUGAUGGGCCUUGUCCCCGGCGAGUACUGA
Molecule: messenger RNA, 567 nt
Organism: Setaria italica (foxtail millet)
Lineage: Eukaryota; Viridiplantae; Streptophyta; Magnoliopsida; Poales; Poaceae
Product: ethylene-responsive transcription factor ERF011
Exons: 1
Coding region: 1-567 (188 amino acids)
Biological process (GO): positive regulation of DNA-templated transcription; response to stress
Cellular component (GO): nucleus
Molecular function (GO): DNA-binding transcription factor activity; transcription cis-regulatory region binding
Source: RefSeq, a predicted model, not a curated record